GGGACACGGCCGGGCAGCCCACGCCAAGUAGCCCCGGGGCACCCCGGCCYUGCCCGCCAUGGAGCUGGACAAGGGCGACGUGACCACCCUGAACCUCGCGGCGGGCGGCGGGCACGGCGACGCCGACGGCCCCGUGUGCCUGGACGUGCCCGAUGGCACGCCGGACCCGCAGCGCACCAAGGCGGCCAUCGAGCACCUGCACCAGAARAUCCUCAAGAUCACGGAGCAGAUCAAGAUCGAGCAGGAGGCGCGCGACGACAACGUGGCCGAGUACCUGAAGCUGGCCAACAACGCCGACAAGCAGCAGGCGUCGCGCAUCAAGCAGGUGUUCGAGAAGAAGAACCAGAAGUCGGCGCAGACCAUCGCGCAGCUGCACAAGAAGCUGGAGCACUACCACAAGAAGCUGAAGGAGAUCGAGCAGAACGGCCCCUCGCGCCAGCCCAAGGAUGUUUUCCGGGACAUGCACCAGGGGUUGAAGGACGUCGGGGCCAACGUGCGCUCCAGCAUCAGCGGCUUCAGCGGCGGCGUGGUGGAAGGGGUGAAGGGCGGCCUGUCGGGGCUGUCGCAGGCCACGCACACGGCCGUGGUGUCCAAGCCGCGCGAGUUCGCCAGCCUGAUCCGCAACAAGUUCGGCAGCGCCGACAACAUCGCCCACCUGAAGGACGCGCUGGACGACGGGCACCCCGAGGAGGCGGCGCGGGCUCUGAGCGGCAGCGCCACGUUGGUGUCCAGCCCCAAGUACGGCAGCGACGACGAGUGCUCCAGCGCCACGUCCGGCUCGGCCGCCGGCAGCAACUCGGGAGCGGGGCCCGGAGGGCUGGGCAGCCCCAAGUCCAACACGCUGGACAGCCACCACAACAAUCUGGACGGCAUUUUGGAGGAGCUGCGCGAGAUCAAAGACGGCCAGUCGCACCUGGAGGACUCCAUGGAGGAUCUCAAGGCGCAGCUGCAGCGCGACUACGCCUACAUGACGCAGUGCCUGCAGGAGGAGCGCUACAGGUACGAGCGCCUGGAGGAGCAGCUCAACGACCUGACGGAGCUGCACCAGAACGAGAUGACCAACCUGAAGCAGGAGCUGGCCAGCAUGGAGGAGAAGGUGGCCUACCAGUCCUACGAGAGGGCACGGGACAUCCAGGAGGCGGUGGAGUCGUGCCUGACGCGGGUGACCAAGCUGGAGCUGCAGCAGCAGCAGCAGCAGGUGGUGCAGCUGGAAGGGGUGGAGAACGCCAACGCCCGGGCGCUGCUGGGCAARUUCAUCAACGUCAUCCUGGCCCUGAUGGCCGUGCUGCUCGUCUUCGUCUCCACCAUCGCCAACUUCAUCACGCCGCUCAUGAAGACCCGCAUGCGCAUCCUCAGCACCGCCCUGCUCGUCCUGCUGCUCUUCUUCCUCUGGAAGCACUGGGACUCCAUCAGCUAUUUCCUGGAGCACGUGCUGCUCCCCAGCUGAUCCCCGAAGCCGCUGGGUUCUCGUUUCCCGCGGAGAGGGCGAGGGUCUGGAGCCUCCUCCGCGU
This is a messenger RNA of Malurus melanocephalus (red-backed fairy wren), 1511 nucleotides long. RefSeq names its product transmembrane and coiled-coil domain family 2 (gene TMCC2). Gene Ontology annotation, cellular component: endomembrane system. The coding region runs from base 59 to 1447 and encodes 462 amino acids. NCBI's taxonomy places the organism in Eukaryota, Metazoa, Chordata, Aves, Passeriformes, Maluridae. The record is from RefSeq and is a predicted model, not a curated record. Gene Ontology annotation, biological process: amyloid precursor protein metabolic process. The transcript has 4 exons.